UUCCAUCUGCUGCUUGUCGCAAUCAGAUGCAGCAGCUUGAGCCUCCUCCAUCUCCUCCAUCGCCUCCAACGACAGCUCCUUUCCGUCCGUUGCCGUACGCGGAGAAUGCAGAAGCUGCAACCUCCACCGUCUUGCCGUCUCCCCGCUGAAUCCGUCGUGGCUUGACGAUCCUCCCCGUGCUCAGGACAGACGCAACCCGAACCAACUGCCUGCUCUGCUGCUACUGGAGAGACGUGCCGAGCUCUGCCAAAAAACCCCCACCAUCUGUGCGACCAGCGGCUUUGGGGGUUCGACUGACUCUUGUUCCGCGAUCGGGCUUCCACGAGCAGCUGGCUGGCAGAUCCUGACGCUUCGUCUCGCGGUGAUUGUCUCGCAGUCGCUCGCGGAGCGCUGAAGCAGCCAUGAUAUCAGGGCGAGGGGGAGCGGGGGCUCGAGGGCGCAUUCGCCCACCUCGUCGGAUCGUGCGUUCCCAGGCAGCGGGCGAGGGAGCCGAUUUCGAUGCGUGCUGGAACAUGAUCAAGGAAGCGCUAUACGACAUCCACAACAAGAGCUGCGGCCGUCUAUCCUUCGAAGAGCUAUACCGAGCGGCCUACAAGAUCGUCCUCAAGAAGAAGGGCGAGGUUCUUUACGAGAGAGUCAAGGAGUUCGAGGAGCAGUGGUUUGCCGAGCAUGCCAUCCCCAAGAUCGAAGUCCUCGUUACCAAGAGUCUCAUCAACAUGAGCGUUGAUGCCUCGUCGUCGGCCUCGGUCAGCGAGCGGCGCCAGACGGGCGAGAACUUCCUCAAGGGUCUGAGGGAUACUUGGGAAGAUCACAACAUGUCCAUGAACAUGACCGCAGACAUCCUCAUGUACCUAGACAGAGGCUACACGCAGCAGGAGCCCCGUCGGGUCCCCAUCUUCGCCACCACCAUUGCCCUGUUCCGAGACCACAUCCUGCGCUCUUGCCUGAAUGCGAACUCUGAUCGCUCGAUCGGCGACAUUCUGAUUUCCGUCAUGCUGGACCAGAUUGACAUGGAAAGGCGCGGAGACAUCAUUGACCGAAAUCUCAUUCGCAGCAACACCCGGAUGCUCAGUUGCCUCUACGAAACCGAGGACGAAUCCGAGAACAACAAGCUCUACGUCACUACCUUUGAGCCCCGGUUCCUUGCCAACAGCGAAGUCUUUUAUGCGCGAGAAUGCGAACGGCUGCUGCGAGAGUCCGACGCCAGCACCUGGCUGCGACAUACCGAGACCAGACUCCGUGAGGAAACAGAUCGGUGUGGCACUACCAUUGAGCUCGAGACUCUGCCCAAGGUGACAAAGGUGGUAGAGGAGAAGCUGAUUCUUGGUCAUCUCAACGACUUCCUCGCCAUGGAGGGUAGCGGCCUCAGGUGGAUGAUUGACAAUGACAAGAUUCACGACCUCAGCAUCUUGUACAGACUCAUCGCGCGAGUGGAUGAUGAAAAGACGGCGCUGCGUGACAUUUUGCAGAAGCGAGUUGUCGAGCUGGGCUUGGAGAUUGAGAAUGUGCUCAAGAACACCGAUUUCUCGACGGCGCAGGGCGAUGGCGAAGAUGGCGGAGAGGGCGACAAGGGCAAGACGCUGAACCCGGCCGCGCAGCAGACGGCAGCAGCCAUCAAGUGGGUGGACGACGUGCUUCGUCUCAAGGACAAGUUUGACUACAUGCUCCAAGAAUGCUUUCAGGGCGACCUGGUGCUACAGGCAGCCCUGACCAAGAGCUUUGCCGAAUUCAUUAACUUGUUCAGCCGAAGCUCGGAAUACGUCUCGCUCUUUAUCGACGAUAAUCUCAAGCGGGGGAUCAGGGGCAAGACGGAAGCCGAGGUGGACGCCAUCGUGGAAAAGUCCAUCGUCUUGAUCCGGUACCUGCAGGACAAGGACCUGUUCCAGACCUACUACCAGCGUCAUCUCGGACGACGACUGCUCCAUGGCAAGUCGGAGAGCCACGACGUCGAGAAGCAGAUUAUUUCGCGGAUGAAGCAGGAAUUGGGACAGCAAUUCACGACCAAAUUUGAGGGCAUGUUCCGAGAUCUCGUCACCUCUGCCGAGCUGACAUCGACAUACCGCGACCAUGUCCGCAAGCUGGACCCCGAAGACCACACGAUUGAUCUCAACGUCAACGUCCUCACGACCAAUUACUGGCCCUCCGAGGUCAUGGGGCGCAGCGCUCAGUCAGGCGAUAGUUCCAAAGCGGGAUGUACCUGGCCGGCCGAAGUCAAGAAGCUGCAAGCUAGCUUUGAGCAGUUUUACCUGACGAAUCGCAACGGUCGCAAGCUCACCUGGAUCGGCACCACCGGCAGCGCAGACAUCAAGUGUGUGUUCCCGGCGAUAGAGGGCAAAUCCGGGCCCUUGGCGCGGGAGCGUCGCUACGACCUCAACGUCCCGACGUACGGCAUGGUGGUCCUGUCGCUGUUCAACGACCUCAAGGAUGGCGAGAGCCUCAGCUUCGAAGACAUCCAGGCUAAGACGAGCUUGUCGACGGCCGAUCUCACGCGAGCGCUCAUGGCGAUUGCGGUAGCGCCCAAGUCGCGCGUGCUGGCCAAGGAUCCGCCCACCAAGAAUGUCAAGCCCGGCGACAGGUUCUCGUUCAACGCCUCGUUCCAGAGCAAGACGAUUCGAAUCAAGGCACCCAUUAUCAACGCCGUGUCCAAGGCCGAGAACAAGGAGGAGAGGAAGGCGACAGAAGACAAGAACAACCAAACUCGAUCUUAUAUCAUUGACGCCGCCAUUGUGAGAAUCAUGAAGGCGCGAAAGGAAGUCAGCCACUCGCAGCUGAUUAGCGAAGUCUUGUCGGUGCUGGCUGGCCGCUUCAAGCCCGACGUUCCCAUGAUCAAGAGGCGCAUCGAGGAUCUCAUAGUGCGAGAGUACCUGGAGCGUCCGGACGAGGAGGGCGCGCCAUCCAUGUAUCGCUACCUGGCUUGAUUCAAGCGGUGGCCAUUCGAUACGUGGGUAUGGGUAUGAGUAUGGGUAUGGGUAAGGGUUAGCUUGUGAUGAAUUACAUACCAGCAUAAGGGGAGGGCUCUCUGACUUUAGAUAUCUUCUUAAAACGCGGCAUGGCGUCCAGAGCUUAUUUUGCUUCUUCUUAUUCUAUGGUUUCGCAUACAUUUGGGGAUGAGGGAGCGAGAUGUGCGUCCAGGCAAUGGCAUAUUCCUUACAGCUGGAAGGCGAUAUAGGAGGGCAUUUACCUAGAUGAUGGUAUCAUGAUGGUCUUGGAACUGAAGGAAGUGGAUGGCCCAGGCAUCAGGAGGUCGGCAAG
This is a messenger RNA of Trichoderma reesei QM6a, 3252 nucleotides long. RefSeq lists its product as uncharacterized. Gene Ontology annotation, molecular function: ubiquitin protein ligase binding. Bases 402 to 2918 code for a protein of 838 amino acids. The transcript has 3 exons. The record is from RefSeq and is a predicted model, not a curated record. Gene Ontology annotation, biological process: protein ubiquitination; ubiquitin-dependent protein catabolic process. Lineage: Eukaryota; Fungi; Ascomycota; Sordariomycetes; Hypocreales; Hypocreaceae. Gene Ontology annotation, cellular component: Cul3-RING ubiquitin ligase complex.